AUGUUGUUUUUCAAAGUGUUGGUCGUUCUGCUCUUUGCAGAUAGCUAUGAAAUAUUUAUUCCUGAGAGUCUUCCCUUUCAAAUGCCAAAAAUAUUACAGCAGAUUGAUGAAAUUGCGACAAUGCAUUUGUUUUCUUUAGUACAUUGCAUCAAAGGUUUCGAUUUUUCUGGAGGUGCUGACACAACUGAUGAGCUUGGAACAGAUCAAAGUGAUAAUUCAACUAUGGGUUGUUUUUGGGAAUGUGUUCUAACAAACAUUGACAUGAUGAAGGAUGGGCAUUUGGAAUAUGUUGGAUCUGAAGAGAAUGAAAUAUUGAAGCAUACUUUUGACGCAUGUUCAAAAAAAGAAAUUAUGAAGGUCGUAGAUGGUUGUCCAUUGGCCCAUAUGUUUCUGUUGUGCGAAUAUGCCACUUUUCUUGAGAAAGCGACAAUUGAUGUUUUCUCCUUCCACCAGGGAAUAAUUGGCUUUGCAAAAAAUUCUACUACCCUUCUUAUGGAGCUUAAGGCAAAGCUUGAAAUGAUCCAGAAAAAUAUUCCAAAGGAUGCCUUUAAUCCUUUUAUGUGA
Nezara viridula (southern green stink bug) is the source of this 564-nucleotide messenger RNA. Lineage: Eukaryota; Metazoa; Arthropoda; Insecta; Hemiptera; Pentatomidae. The record is from the annotation of a GenBank genome assembly.